This is a messenger RNA of Synchiropus splendidus (mandarinfish), 2889 nucleotides long. RefSeq names its product solute carrier family 28 member 1 (gene slc28a1). Gene Ontology annotation, biological process: nucleoside transmembrane transport. NCBI's taxonomy places the organism in Eukaryota, Metazoa, Chordata, Actinopteri, Syngnathiformes, Callionymidae. Bases 263 to 2281 code for a protein of 672 amino acids. Gene Ontology annotation, cellular component: membrane. The transcript is spliced from 19 exons. Gene Ontology annotation, molecular function: nucleoside:sodium symporter activity. The record is from RefSeq and is a predicted model, not a curated record.
CACACAUUCCGCUCAUUCCUGGCAGUGACAACCGAGUCACAACGAAAACAUUUUGAGGUUUUGAGGAACUCAUCAGCGCUGUAGAAGCUAACGAUAGCAUCAGCUAAAACAAUUUUAUUUUACAGGGGCCAGACUGGUGAGCAAGAGGAGUCUGUCACACAUGGACAGAGAAAACAUAUCGUCCUCUAAAGCAAAAGUGAAAGAAGAUCAACAUCAUCAUUGUUUUUAAACUGCUUCAUUUUAUAAUGCGACAAAACCUCUGAUGAAGCCAUCAAUCUCUACACCGCCAUCCGGGCCGAAACAUGAAUCACAUCUGAAUAUGGCAGAGGAACGCCACAGUGCCAACCUCAAAAGUGUCAGUGGUGUGGACAACAAUGCUUUUGAAAUGGAGGAGGAGAGCGUCUAUGAAAAUGACAUCAAGAGUCAGUAUGAAAAGAUUAAAAGGAGGAAGGGUGUUGGAUCAUACCUGAGUAAAGUUGCCAAGCCGUUCAAUGCCACGGAGAACUACAUGAAAACUCACUCACAGACCUUCAAAUACGUCGUUCUGGGAAUUCUAGGAGCAGGUUACGUGGCGUACUUCAUCGCCGCCUGUGUUUUGGAUUUCCAAAGAGCUACCGCUCUGGUGGUCCUGACUUGUUUGGCAAUUGCCGCAAAGUCAUACGAGUUGUUGGUGACAUACAAAGGAGAAAGCAUCAGUCGGUGUUUCCAACCUGCGGUCAGAUGCUUCCAGUCAAACCUCAGAUGGAUCAAAUGGGUUUUUAUUGCGGCAGCCCUGGUGCUCCUGGUCGUGUGGCUCGCCGUAGACACCAGCAAACGUCCCGAGCAGCUUAUCUCAUUCGGUGGCGUUUGCAUGUUUAUUGUGCUUCUCUUCUUGUUUUCCGCUCACAGGACACAGGUGGCAUGGCGGCCGGUGUUUUGGGGACUUGGCAUACAGUUCUGUCUCGGUCUGUUCAUUAUAAGAACACAACCGGGACUUGUGGCAUUCCAAUGGCUUGGAAAACAAGUGCAGACUUUCCUCGACUACACCAAAGAGGGUUCUUCGUUUGUUUUCGGGGAUCUGAUCGCCAACAUUUUUGCCUUCCAAGCAUUGCCCAUUGUGAUCUUCUUCAGCAGCGUGAUGUCCGUUUUGUACUUUUUGGGGAUCAUGCAGUGGCUCAUUCUAAAGAUCUCAUGGGUUAUGCAGAUAACUAUGGGAACUUCACCCACGGAGACCUUGAGCGUGGCAGGCAACAUAUUUAUUGGGCAGACAGAGGCUCCUCUACUGAUCCGACCCUACCUGAAGGACAUGACCAAAUCAGAGAUCCAUGCGGUGAUGGUGGGGGGGUUCGCCACUAUAGCCGGAAGUGUCAUGGGCGCAUUUAUUUCAUUUGGGAUCGAUGCCUCCUCUCUGAUAUCAGCCUCGGUCAUGGCCGCUCCCUGCGCAAUGGCUUUCUCUAAACUCUCCUAUCCGGAGACUGAGGAAAGUGUCUUCAAGUCAGAUGAGAGUAUAAAGAUCGAUACUGGAGAUGAGCAGAACAUUCUGGAGGCCGCCAGCAGUGGAGCCUCAGCAUCAAUCGGUCUGGUCGCCAACAUUGCGGCAAAUCUCAUUGCCUUCCUCGCCAUCCUUGGUUUCAUAAAUCAGGCUCUAAGUUGGUUCGGAGGGAUGGUGGGACACCCUGAAGUCACGUUUCAGUUGCUUUGCUCUUACGUCUUCAUGCCGGUGGCCUUCAUGAUGGGAAUCCCGUACGAGGAGAGCUUCACUGUUGCAGAACUCAUAGGCAUCAAGCUUUUUCUCAACGAGUUUGUCGCCUACGAGAAACUGUCCGAGCUAAAAGCUAACAGGCUAAGUGGACUGGACGAAGUCGUGGAUGGUACUCGGCAGUGGAUCUCUGUCCGCUCGGAAAUCAUCUCAACAUAUGCUCUGUGUGGAUUUGCCAACUUCAGUUCCCUGGGGAUUGUUAUUGGAGGGCUUUCUUCUAUAUGCCCAACAAAAAGAGGCGACAUCUCGGCCCUGGUGGUGAGAGCCAUGAUCACAGGGACUUGUGUGUCUCUCAUCAACGCCUGCGUUGCUGGGCUCCUUUUUGUGCCCCCGCUUGACUGCGUGGGUCUAUUCAAAGUUUCACCAUUUAAUGCCACAAUUGACCCCAACGUGAAUAUCUGCUGCGACGACCUAUUUCAAAACACCGUAAACAACGGGAACCUCACAUUCAGCGGAUCAUGGGCCACAGCUGCCAACGUCACUCACUAUUUUGCGCGAUGCUGUCAAUGUUGUGGGAUGACGGAUCAGACUGUUUGCUAUUAGAACCUUGCUUAUUCAUGGGGUAUGAACACAAAAGCAUGCUCAAUUUAUGACUGUAAAAUAACUUUACAACUGUGCAAUAUUUUUUACAUAGCGAGAAAUCACCUUUAGUCUAGUCUGGAAAUCAUUCAAAACAAGUAAAUAAAUUUUUAGCUGAAUUUUCCCUGAUGGUUUGCAUAUACUAAAACACGUACAUGUUUGCUCAUGUUUUAAAAAAUAUAAUUGUUUAUGUCUAACCAAGCGGCAAGCUAGCACAUGCGCUCCAGUUAGUGCUUUUUCUGCAAUAGUGAUACAUUGUAAAAAGCGUCCACACACAAUUCAGAAAUUUCGGGGAUGAAGAAAACGCUCUGAGCCAAGCUUAUGACUUACUAUUCUUUUGUUGUGUAUAACGUCUGUUUUUUCAUAACUCAAGUACCAUUAAAUAAUACAGCUUCACCGCUGUCCUUGGUCCUGCACCAGGUGGCUUCAUGCACUUGUGCCUCACCAACACUUCGCCCCUGUUUUUAAUUUCUUUCUAAUCUUGGUAAAACACUUGCAAUCUGUGGCUCUUCUAAAAACAUGUGCACGUAGAAACCAGGAUCUUCCUCAGUCAGGCAUUGAAAAUAAAGUCG